AUGACGAACGUCGACGAGGACGGCGAUGACAAGAUGAAGAAGAACUCGUGGACGCCGGAGGAGGACGAGCGCCUGCGGGAGCGCAUCGCGGCGCACGGCCCGGGGAAUUGGUCCGCGGUCGCGGCGUUCCUCGAAGGUCGCAGCAGCAAGAGCUGCAGGCUUCGGUGGUGCAAUCAGCUGAACCCGGACGUGAAGCGCGGGCCGUUCACCGCGGAGGAGGACAAGCUCAUCCUCGCCGCGCACGCGAUGCACGGGAACAAGUGGGCGAUCAUCUCGAGGUCGAUACCGGGCAGGACGGACAACCAAGUGAAAAACCGGUACAACUCGACGUUACGUCGCGUCUCCACGACCGCGCGUCGCGAGCGCGACGCCGUCGCGAAGGCGCCGGCGAAGCGAAAGGCCACGAAUACGGAGGCGGCGGCGUCGCCGGGGGAGGCGGCGUCGCCGAGCGCGAAGAGAUCGAAAAAGCCGCCCCCGGAGCGCGCGCCGCCGACGCCGACGACGGUCUCCCCGAAACGCGCGCGCGCGGUCUCCCCCUCCAGCGGCAGCGAGGUGGACGAGACCGUCACCGGUCUAGAGCGGCUCGUGCAGGCGUCCUUCGCGGUUGAGCGCGAGGAGGGGGAGGAGCGGGAUUCGGGAUUCGGGAUUCGGGAUUCGGGAUCGGACGCGGCGACGGCGUCCGCGGCGGUGGCCGCGUUCGACGCGAACGCGAACGCGACCGUCCACGGCGGGUUCAACAUCGCGGACCAGGCGCGCAUCAUGAUGGCGAACAUCCAGAUGACGGCGCAGCUCGCGCAGCUGGCGGCGAUGUCGCGCGGGGCGGCGCCCGCGCUCUCCGCGCCGGCGGGCGAGGGUCCCGGCUUCGGGGCGACGGCGGCGGCGGCGACGGCGGCGGCGGCGCCCGCGUUUUUCGGCGGCGGCGGCGGCGCGGCGGCGGCGGCGGCGUCGCCGCCCGCGUCGCAAAACGCGUCCACGCACGGGGAGAACCACUUCCUCAGUCACGCGCACGCGCAGAUGAUGGCCGCGACGUUCGCGGCGGCGGCGGCGGCGGAUGGAGGAAGGCGCGUUCUAUACACUGGUUCCCAUACGACCACGUCGGCGUGGUGA
Micromonas pusilla CCMP1545 is the source of this 1107-nucleotide messenger RNA. RefSeq lists its product as uncharacterized. Gene Ontology annotation, biological process: regulation of DNA-templated transcription. The transcript is spliced from 3 exons. Lineage: Eukaryota; Viridiplantae; Chlorophyta; Mamiellophyceae; Mamiellales; Mamiellaceae. Gene Ontology annotation, cellular component: nucleus. Gene Ontology annotation, molecular function: RNA polymerase II cis-regulatory region sequence-specific DNA binding; DNA-binding transcription factor activity, RNA polymerase II-specific. The record is from RefSeq and is a predicted model, not a curated record. Bases 1 to 1107 code for a protein of 368 amino acids.